AGCGCUUCUGGCAGCCAUGUUGGACUCGCCGCCACCACCCUCGUGGCCGCCCUCGCUGGUGCGCCAGAACUACCACAUUGAAUGUGAGGACGAAGUCAACAAGCACAUCAACGUGGAGCUCCACACCUCCUACAUCUACCUGUCCAUGGCCUACUACUUCCAGCGGGAAGACGUGGCCUUGAAGAACUUUUCCCGCUUCUUCCUGCGCCUGUCCAGCCAUGCCAGGGAGCGAGCCGAGAAGAUGAUGCAGCUACAGGUUCUGCGUGGGGCCCGUCUCAAGUUAUCCGACAUCAAGAAGCCGAACUGGCUCGAUUGGAAGAGCAGCCUGAACACGCUGGAUAAAGCCAUGAGCCAGGAGCAGGUGGUGAACGAGAGCCUAAUUUAUCUGCACCAGGUGGCCACCGAAAUGUACGACGCCCACCUGCGUGACUUCCUAGAGCUCUUCUUCCUGGAUGAGCAAGUCAAGCUCAUCAAAGAGCUGGGCGACCACAUCAUCAACCUGCGCAACAUGGGGGCCCCAGAUGAGUGCUUAGCUGAGUACUUCUUUGACAGGAUCACAUUGCGCAGUGGUAAUUCCAACAACUGA
Erinaceus europaeus (western European hedgehog) is the source of this 586-nucleotide messenger RNA. Its product is annotated as ferritin heavy chain-like. Gene Ontology annotation, molecular function: ferrous iron binding; ferric iron binding. Lineage: Eukaryota; Metazoa; Chordata; Mammalia; Eulipotyphla; Erinaceidae. The coding region runs from base 17 to 586 and encodes 189 amino acids. Gene Ontology annotation, biological process: iron ion transport; intracellular iron ion homeostasis. The transcript has a single exon. The record is from RefSeq and is a predicted model, not a curated record. Gene Ontology annotation, cellular component: cytoplasm.